Messenger RNA from Coffea eugenioides, 2122 nucleotides. Its product is annotated as thioredoxin reductase NTRC. The record is from RefSeq and is a predicted model, not a curated record. The transcript has 10 exons. Gene Ontology annotation, molecular function: thioredoxin-disulfide reductase (NADPH) activity. NCBI's taxonomy places the organism in Eukaryota, Viridiplantae, Streptophyta, Magnoliopsida, Gentianales, Rubiaceae. Gene Ontology annotation, cellular component: cytoplasm. The coding region runs from base 96 to 1814 and encodes 572 amino acids. Gene Ontology annotation, biological process: removal of superoxide radicals.
GAAAAUCUGGAAAAAAGCGUUGGACUGAAUAACGACGACUUCAUCAGCUGGUUCUGGGGGCUAAAACGAAGAUAUCAUUGUAUGGUCCGAAACCAAUGGCGGCCACUGCCACUCCCACCAAAGUAACCACCACCACCACUACCACCGCCGUCGCCGCCGGUCUCCCUCCUGUCACCAUGCGAAUCAUUAUUGGAACUACUAGUAAUUUGGCAACUCACCGACUCCCUCCGGUUCCGGCACCGGCCCUGGCGCCUGCUUCUUCUUCUGCUUCUGCGCUCAGUAAUGCCGGCCUUCUCUUAGUUAGAAACCGGUCAACGAUAUCGCACGCAACUGCCCGAGUUUGUUCACCGUCCAGCGGUUUGACUCGUCGCCAUUCUCCGCCGUGGUGGUCACCGUCAUUUCGAGUAGCUGCUGCUGCUGCUGGUGUUGCUUCAGCGGAGGAACAAGUUUCUAGCUCUUCAGAUGAAACCGUGGAAAAUUUGGUAAUAAUAGGAUCAGGUCCAGCAGGCUAUACAUCAGCAAUUUAUGCUGCUCGAGCUAACCUGAAGCCCAUUGUGUUUGAGGGAUACCAACUAGGUGGCGUUCCAGGGGGACAAUUAAUGACGACCACGGAAGUAGAGAACUUCCCUGGGUUUCCAGAUGGAAUAACUGGUCCGGACCUAAUGGAUAGGAUGCGGCGUCAAGCUGAACGCUGGGGAUCUGAACUAUUCCAGGAGGACGUAGAGUUUAUUGAUGUGAAGAAUCGUCCUUUCACCGUGCAAAGUAGUGAACGCAAGGUAAAGUGCCAUAGCCUCAUUGUGGCCACAGGAGCCACUGCAAAAAGGUUGAGACUUCCUCGUGAAGAUGAAUUUUGGAGUAGAGGAAUUAGUGCCUGUGCAAUAUGUGAUGGAGCAUCACCGCUUUUCAAAGGUCAAGUCCUCGCUGUGGUUGGAGGAGGCGAUACUGCUACAGAGGAGGCAUUAUAUUUGACUAAAUAUGCUCGACAUGUUCAUUUACUCGUUCGUAGGGACCAAUUAAGAGCAUCAAAAGCAAUGCAAGAUAGAGUUUUCAACAAUCCAAAUGUCACCGUGCACUUCAAUACAGAGACAGUCGAUGUUGUCAGCAAUAACAAAGGGCAAAUGUCAGGCAUUUUAGUGAGAAAAGUUGAUACUCACGAAGAAUCGGUGCUUGAGGCAAAAGGAUUAUUUUAUGGGAUAGGUCAUUCACCAAAUAGCCAGUUGUUGGAAGGCCAAGUAGAACUUGAUAGCACAGGGUACAUUCUGGUUGAGGAGGGUACUGCAAAAACAUCUGUGGACGGUGUAUUUGCAGCCGGAGAUGUACAGGAUCAUGAAUGGAGACAAGCUAUAACCGCAGCUGGAUCAGGAUGUGUUGCUGCUUUAUCAGUGGAAAGAUAUCUUACAAGUGAAAAUCUUGUGGUUGAAUUUCACCAGCCUAAAACUGAAGAGGCUAGAAAGGAGCUUACAGACAGAGAUGUGCAAGAAGGUUUUGAUAUUUCGCUUACGAAGCACAAGGGCCAGUAUGCUCUAAGAAAAUUGUACCAUGAAAGUCCACGACUUGUAUGUGUUCUUUAUACUUCACCGACAUGUGGUCCUUGCAGAACUUUGAAACCAAUUCUCAACAAGGUGGUAGAUGAAUUUGACCACAAUGUACAUUUAGUUGAAAUUGACAUUGAGGAAGACCAAGAGGUUGCUGAAGCAGCUGGAAUCAUGGGAACACCAUGCGUACAGUUCUUCAAGGACAAGGAUUUGCUGAAGACUGUGCCAGGAGUCAAAAUGAAGAAAGAGUACAGAGAAUUCAUUGAAGCCAACAAAUGAGUUCAAACUUCUGAUUCCUUCUUCCUAAAUGCUCGUACUCCUGAUGCAUCAUUUUGGCAAUUCAAUUUUGACAUUCAAAAUCAUUGAGAAAAUGCCAUGUUGUUGUACAACUUAUUUAAGUUAUCAAAAAACAGAUAACCAAAAAAAAAAAGAAAAGAAGCAUUUGUACCAUUCAAAGGGGGACGGUGGGUUUUGAAAAAGAGCUGUAAAUGCUUUAGUUCAAACAUGUCAAAGCAUUACUGCAGUGUAAAAGUUCAAUUUUUUUGUACAUCAGAACUUCAUGUCAUAGCUGAGGCCUUUUAGCUUCA